Messenger RNA from Saitoella complicata NRRL Y-17804, 956 nucleotides. RefSeq lists its product as uncharacterized. Gene Ontology annotation, biological process: proteasome assembly. NCBI's taxonomy places the organism in Eukaryota, Fungi, Ascomycota, Saitoellomycetes, Saitoellales, Saitoellaceae. Bases 24 to 773 code for a protein of 249 amino acids. The transcript is spliced from 2 exons. The record is from RefSeq and is a predicted model, not a curated record. Gene Ontology annotation, cellular component: nucleus; cytosol.
AAUUGACAGACCAGAUCACGAACAUGCUGUCAGCAACCUUCACUCCGCUUAAGCAGCCUUCAAAGUCAGUCUCGCUUGAAAACUCAGUCCUCGUCCUCCCGGCCAUCUCCAUUGCCAAUGUACCCCAACUCGCCGUCGACCUGCUCAUCCAUACCCUCGCAUUGCCGUUGAUCGGCCGCCUGGACGACCGUUAUCUCACCCCAUUUGUAGGCGCUCGUGAAGAUCCGAAGGGAGAGCAGGGCGUUUGUACGGCAUUGGAGGUGUAUGGGAACGGGAAGAUCACUGUCAUCCAACAGAGAGCACCGACAUUGCCUCAUGCGAGGAAGCUCUUCAUCGAGCAGGUUUUGUUGAGGUUCAUCAAGGAGAAUGGAUUUUCAAGGGUCGUUUGCGUUACGAGUAUGGAUGCGACGAUGAGGACGGAUGCCGAUAUCAGAGGCCCAAGAUUCGUUCACUACCCAACAAUUUCAUCACUAUCACUAUCAGAAGAGCCGGCCCUCCCUUCACUCCCGUCAUCCGGUAUUACCAAAUCUCUGGUCAAGAUGUCCCGGGAUCAAGGCAUUAAAGUCGAGGUGGUUGGUAUGUGGGUCAUGGAAGGAGAUAACACUGGUGAUGCGGAAGAGCUUGCCGGUGCUAUUCUAGAUGCACAUGAGAAGGGAGAUGCAAGCGCUCCAGAGGCACCGCAAGGGGGAAGGACUUGGGUGAGGCCGGGGAGCUGGAAGGGGUUGUUUGGCGAAGAACUGGUGGUGGGGCACGAAGGCGGAAUGUUCUGGUGAUGCGAGCAUGACUCGAAACGACAUUUCUGCAAGGGAAUGUCUACGUGGGUAUGUGUCGCUAGGGAUUUACUUGCGCAAGAGUUGCGGUGCGGUUUGAGGUGGAAUAUUCACGGGAUUUACACGACGCAGGGAUGCGACGCUACUUGAUCUGCAGUACAUGGCGAUCUAUUUUUACUUAGGCAG